Ilex paraguariensis (yerba mate) is the source of this 3886-nucleotide messenger RNA. The record is from the annotation of a GenBank genome assembly. NCBI's taxonomy places the organism in Eukaryota, Viridiplantae, Streptophyta, Magnoliopsida, Aquifoliales, Aquifoliaceae.
GUGAAUUUAGAGAGAGAAAGUGAGAGGAGAACAAAUAAAUAUACAGAUUUUAGAGAGACGGAGAGACCAGACCCUAGAUUUCUUUCUGACUAAGAACAGGGUUCUUGAAUUGGACUGCCAGAUCCCAAAAAAGCUACAAUUUUAAUCAUUGCACACAGAGGUUAAGCAUAAUUGUACCUGGUUUCAACAUAACAAGGUAAUCUUUGUUUUGGUUUGGUAUUUGAUUGAGAGGGGUCUUGUGGAAGUGUUUUGUGUAAUAGAAGGCGGUAAAGAUGAUGUCUAGAUCGUAUACAAAUUUAUUAGAUCUUGCAUCCGGGAAUUUCCCCGUGAUGGGACGCGAAAGGAAGCGCCUUCCUAGGGUAAUGACUGUUCCUGGGAUUAUAUCUGAGCUUGAUGAUGAUCAAGCUAAUAGUGUUUCAUCAGAUGUCCCUUCAUCUCUUGUCGUAGAUCGAAUAAUUAUUGUGGCUAAUCAGUUGCCUGUAAAAGCUAAGCGUAGACCAGAUAAUAAAGGGUGGAGUUUCAGCUGGGAUGAGGAUUCUUUGUUAUUGCACAUAAAGGAUGGACUACCGGAUGAUAUGGAAGUUAUUUACGUGGGGUCGUUAAGGGUUGAGGUUGAUUCUAGUGAACAAGAUGAUGUGUCACAGAUUUUGUUGGAUAGGUUUAAGUGUGUACCAGCUUUUCUGCCUCCCGACAUUUUAGAAAAAUAUUAUCAUGGUUUCUGCAAGCAGCACUUAUGGCCACGUUUCCAUUACAUGCUACCAUUUUCUGCGAGUGAUGGGGGGCGCUUUGAUCGGUCAUUGUGGGAGGCGUACGUAGCAGCAAAUAAGAUUUUCUCACAGAAAGUUAUUGAGGUGAUAAAUCCAGAUGACGAUUAUGUUUGGAUUCAUGAUUAUCAUUUAAUGGUUUUGCCUUCCUUUUUGAGGAGGCGUUUCAUCAAGUUGCGAAUGGGGUUUUUUCUCCACAGUCCGUUUCCCUCAUCGGAGUUAUAUAGGACUAUACCUGUGAGAGAAGAGCUUCUCAGAGCACUAUUGAAUGCUGACCUUAUUGGCUUCCACACCUUUGACUAUGCCCGGCAUUUCCUUUCUUGCUGUAGCAGGAUGUUGGGUUUGGAAUAUCAGUCGAAGAGGGGUUACAUAGGAUUGGAAUACUAUGGAAGGGCUGUUGGGAUAAAGAUUAUGCCAGCUGGAAUUCACAUGGGGCAGAUCGAGAAAGAGUUGAGUCUUGCAGAUAAAGAGUGGAGGGUAGAAGAGCUCAAACAGCAGUUCAAAGGGAAGAUUGUGUUGCUCGGGGUAGAUGAUAUGGAUAUCUUCAAAGGAGUGGAUUUGAAACUUUUGGCCAUGGAGCAGAUGCUUAAGCAGCACCCGAAGUGGCAGGGAAGAGCAGUAUUGAUACAGAUUGCAAAUCCUGCUCGUGGGAGGGGGAAGGAUCUUGAGAAAAUACAGGAUGAUAUACAGGCAAGCUGCAAACGAGUUAAUGAUAAUUUUGGCCAGCCUGGUUAUGAACCAAUUGUCUUCAUUGAUAGGCCAGUUUCUCUCAGUGAACGGGUUGCAUACUACACUAUUGCUGAGUGUGUUAUUGUAACUGCUGUAAGGGAUGGAAUGAAUCUUACUCCAUACGAGUAUGUUGUAUGCAGGCAGGGAAUAUCCGGAUCUGAUUCUAGUUCAGAAUCAAAUGGUCCGAAGAAGAGUAUGCUAGUGGUAUCGGAGUUCAUUGGAUGCUCUCCUUCACUGAGUGGUGCGAUACGCAUCAACCCAUGGAAUAUUGAAGCAACUGCUGAAGCAAUGAAUGAGGCAAUAUCAAUGGCUGAUGCUGAAAAGCAGUUGCGUCAUGAAAGCCAUUAUAGAUAUGUUAGUACUCAUGAUGUGGCAUAUUGGUCCAGAAGCUUCUUCCAAGAUCUGGAGAGAACUUGCAAAGAUCAUAUCAGGCGACGGUGUUGGGGAAUUGGCUUGAGCUUCGGUUUUAGAGUGGUAGCACUCGAUCCGAAUUUUAGAAAGUUGUCUAUUGACACAAUAGUAUCUGCUUAUUCAAGGGCCAAAAAUAGGGCCAUACUCUUCGAUUAUGAUGGCACUGUGAUGCCCCAAACAACCAUCAACAAGACCCCCAGUCAGCAGGUUAUCUCACUUAUAAACGCACUCUGUGGUGAUACGAAAAAUACUGUUUUUGUUGUCAGUGGACGUGGUAGGGAUAGCCUUGGCAAGUGGUUUUCUCCUUGCAAAAAACUUGGUAUUGCAGCUGAACAUGGAUACUUCUUGAGGUGGUCUGCUGAUAAGGAAUGGGAAAUGUGCGGACAGAGUACCGAUUUUGGUUGGGUACAGAUGGCGGAGCCUGUAAUGAAAUUAUAUACAGAAGCAACUGAUGGUUCUUCCAUAGAAACAAAGGAAAGUGCACUAGUUUGGCACCAUUAUGAUGCAGAUCCAGGUUUUGGAUCCAGCCAGGCAAAGGAGAUGCUAGACCAUCUUGAAAGUGUGCUAGCAAAUGAACCUGUUGCAGUGAAGAGUGGUCAAUUCAUUGUUGAAGUGAAACCACAGGUAUAUUAUGUCCUCGCGCUGCCAUUCAUAUCCAUCUUUCUGAUUGAACAAGAUUUGUCGUUAAAUAUCAGAUCAUUUACUUUAAAAUGAGUUUUAUGAGUUUUGUUCAUCAUAUUUUUCCAGUUUUAAAUUUUCAGUAUGAAAAGAAUUUGUCAACACUUAAGUAUGUCUAGGCAUUUUCUUGCAUGAUAUAAUUCCUUUGGUAGCCUACUCCAAGCAUGUCAUGGCAAAACCCUCAAUACUUCUCUUUUAGCUAAAUGGUAUGACUCAUAUGCGAGGAUACUUGGGGAUCUAUGUCGGUAGACUUCUUUGUAGGAAUUCGUGGAAUGUUUUGUGGAAGGAUUGAGUCACAGAAUGUUUUGGUGAGGGAUUACUUUACUAUUGAGAAUGCGACAAUUGGUUGUUGAUUCACUUCUGUCACAUGGCUUGUCUAAUUGGAAGAAUCUUGGUUACAAAAUUUGAAUAUUGACAUUGAGCCAAAACUACAAAUAUAAUUAUCAGUGACCUAAGUGUAAUUGUGAUUUGGCUAAAUCUUUAUUCUCCAAUUAGUUCAACUAAUUUGUAAUUUGGGACAUAUUGAACAUGAGGUAGUUGAAGAUUCUAAGUGUUGGCUCUCCUUUAACGGACACAUUAACUUUUUAGUUUCUUGGUUUUGAUCAUGAGAACUGAUAAGCUUGGCCAGAAUAAUGUCAUUUUGCACUUGUUUGUUGAUUUUUGAGAAUUCCCUAUAGUUUGUGCAUUAUCACUCGUACAAAAGUAGUGUGAUGUUACAUGCCUUUGAUGGUUGCCUGAUCAUAUUGUUAUUUUUAGCUGUUGAAACAGAAAAUUCUUUCGAGAAAAAAUUGACCGUGAUGGGCAAACUGGGAGCCUCUGUUUUUUAAAGCUGUACAAUUUCUGCCCUCUGUAUUUCCAAAUCGAUCAAAUUUUGGCCUCACAAGGGGAAACCUUGUGAAUAUGGGGGUGUCUGGUAUCAGAGACCAAGCUUAAGGUUGACUAAGCGAUAGCUUUUGGAUUGAUAGAAAACAUGGCCCUGGACCAAGUACAAUGGCAUAAUAGGAGUCAUGUGGUCCACGCCAAAUAGAUGGAAGAUGAUUUUGUUGAUCCUUUUUAGUGACCGAAUUGAAGGAAAGAUGUUGAUAUCUGAGCUGUAAUCAUCCAGCAUAUCAAGUGCAGCUCAAAAUGACCAGGAUUGAAAGUCUCCAUCCAUCUAUAGUCUAGAGAAAUAAAAUUGAAUGAUGACCUCAAUUGCACACUAAGGGGUCGUUUGGCUGUUAUAUUAUAGGGUGUAUUAAAGAGUCAUAUUGGAUUAAAACACUUUAAUAUGGGUUUAUACUACAUUUGGAUGCAAAAAAUUAUUU